AUGGAGAUGAAACAGGAGAAUGGGCCUCUGGAUUGGAGUGAUGGAGGAGAAAUGGUAAUGAACUUAAAAGGUAGAAAGGUAAGACGUCUAGCGUGUGUUGAAUGUAGACAACAAAAGUCCCGGUGUGAUGCCUAUGAAAAGGCACCUAAUGCUUGUAGUCGAUGUGAAAGAAAGAAUAUACCUUGUGACUUGAAUUCUGACUAUAAAAGGACGUUUAAAAGAGCUCGUUUGGCUGAAGUUGAACGAGAAAAUAAUGAGUUAAAGCGAUCAUUGGUAAUGUCAAACCAUCCUACCUACCCUCCAACAAGCCAACAACCUCCAAGUUCUGUAUCUCCUCCUAUAAGUUCUCAUCAAAUGUUAGGUAGUUUUAACCCCAAUCAGCUUCAUCCUCAACAGCAUCAAAUCCAGCAGCAAGGAAUACCCCCAAUACCUGUUUCUUCUAUUCAGGUACCCUUUUCUGCUCAAGGUCCAAUUCCAAUCAAUCUCAAUCAUCAUAUCAGUUUACCAAAUACUCCUAAAAACUUCAACAAUACUCCACAAUCGUUCACAGAUAAUAAUAUCACGCCAAAACCACCACAACAACAACUUCACCCUAGUCAACAAUUUUCUAAAACUAAUACUAGUAACAACAAUUCAAACGGUCAUAAAACUGAAUCUCCUUUGAAUCAUUUUGAUGCAAGGUUUUCUACGGCUUCAGAAGGGUCUUUACCUAACACUCCAUCUAUUUAUCGAACAGUUGCUGAGAACCAACUGGAUGAUUUUAAUGUUAACAAAAUCCAAAUCCCUGAAAGUGCCCUACAAUGUGAAGAGAAAUCGUUAGAUAGUAUUUCUUUAUCUCCAGAAAUGGUUAGACUGUUGUUUUUGGAGUUUGUGGAUUUCUAUCAUCCCAUCUUACCUGUUGUCGAUGUUCUUAGGGGUCCUGAAAGGAUCUAUAGGUUAUGUCCUGCUCUUUUCUGGGUCAUUAUGCUAGUGGCAUUGAGAAGGUUUGAAGAUAUGUCACAUAAAGCAUUGUUACUUGAAUUAUCUCCUAUUAUCAAAGACAUAUUGGCUGAAAUAACCAUUUCUCCAAUCACCAGAUAUAAUCCAACUGAAGAAGAUGAACCUAUAAUUAAUGCAUGCUCUGUCUUUUCAGUUCAAGCGUUCCUUCUUUACACUUUUUGGCCCCCAAUUACUUCUUCAUUAAGUGCAGAUACUUCAUGGAACACUAUUGGUGUUGCACUCUUCCAAGCAAUUAGAAUUGGUUUACACUCAACCUCUUCUAACUCUGUGGGGAAUAUAACCCCUCAACAACAAGAUAUGAGGAUUGAACAAGCAAAGACAUGGGUUGCUUGUAAUAUUGUAUCCCAAACUAUUGCAUCGUCGUUUGGAUUCCCGUCGUUUGUAUUAUUUGAUUCUCCUGUUAUCAAUAGUUGUCGUCCAGGAAACUCAAUAGAACUAAAUCGUUCAUUACGAGUAAUGAUGGACAUUGCUAACUUUGAAGAUCAAGUUGGAAAAGUGCUUAAUUCCAAUCCAAUUGAUCCUUACGGUCUUGUAGAUCCUACAGAGAGAUUGCCAUUAAUUAAGUUAUUAUUACGACAGUUGGAUGAAUUGGAAAUAAAACUAAGUAACUUUCAUGUUGAUGGGUUUAGAAAGUUCCAAUUAAUCAAUGCCAGAAUACGACUAUUGACAUACUAUACUUUAGAUCCUUCGAGAAUAGCUGAAUUUGAACUUAAACGAGGAUUAGUAAAGUUGUACAAUGCUUGUAUUGCACUAAUAACACAUACCCAGCUUUACCAAACUAUGAAUCUGAAAUUUGUUAGGUAUUUGCCAGGUGUUUACAUUCUUAAUCUUUGGCAAGCAUCUUGCAUUAUAGGAAAAUUAAUCAAUUCACCUUUAAAAACUAUUAUUGAUUUGGGAACAGGGAAACAAUGUUAUCAGACAACCAUCGGACUAGCUGCCAAAGCUUCCAUUUUAAAACAUGAUAUUGCUUAUAGAUCGAGUGGGAUUAUGAGGAACAUGUGGCAACUAUUCAAGACAUUGGAUGAGAAGAAAUUAUCUACUUUGAGUGUUUCUAUCCGAAGUAGAAUGUCUGCUUCGGUGUUCUUUGAUUGCUUAUAUCUAUUACGAGAGCAAGUGGGAAUGAUAAAGUUGAAUAGUCGAACAGAUGACAAUCAAGAUAGUGGUGAGAAUGAAGACGAGGCUGAAGAGAUUUCUGGAGAUGAUGAUGAAGAAGCCGUUGUAUUUGAAGAUGGUGAUGGUAAGGGAAGUGUAACUACUCCAUCCAGUACUUCAUCUAAUAAGAGGGGACGAUCCUUAUCUAAUACAGUAAAUGCUGAAUCUAAAGCAAGAAAGAUUAUCCGGACUAUCCCAUUAGAUCCUCAGCCAAUUAGUGUGGGAAUGAAAAGAAGUUCUAUAUUCAAAGUUGUUAAUAAUCCUGAUUCUUCCGCAGCAUCAGCAUUAAAGUACUCAAGACAAGAUCCCAACCAACUCAGAGCCACACCCAAUACGUCUAACUUGAGACUGGAAGGAUAUACACCUUCCAAAAUUGAUGGUGGAAAAAGUGGAACUUCGUCUCCCAAACCAUUUGCCGUAUCUGCUGUUGAUAGUAUUGAUAUCUCAAAUCAACCUCGACACACAGUUAGGGAAGGGUAUGGUGUUUCAGAAGGCAUGGGAAACAAUAAUAAUAAUAAUAAGAAUAAUAAGAAUAAUUAUUCUAAGCCCACCAAUAGAAUUGGUGUUUCUUUCAGUGACCAAUCUAAAUCAGCCACACCCAUACCGUCACUUUCACAAACCCCUGAUCCACUCAAAUCCAUACAUGAUAAUUAUCUGUCUACGAAGAUGGAAAUCACUGGCAAUAGCAUUAAUACUUUUUCCAGAGCUCAAGGUCAAUCUCAAACUCGUACCAGUGAAUUUCCUUCUACAAUGUUUACUCUUGAAUCACCAGAUCAAAAUAGCUUAGAGCUAUUUGAUUUGGAUACUAAUACGGAUAUUGUAUGGAAAGAUAUCGACAGUGUCAUGUAUGAUUUUGGGUUUCAUACGUAA
Molecule: messenger RNA, 3021 nt
Organism: Lizanozyma spartinae
Lineage: Eukaryota; Fungi; Ascomycota; Pichiomycetes; Serinales; Debaryomycetaceae
Gene: LEU3
Product: leucine-responsive transcriptional regulator
Exons: 1
Coding region: 1-3021 (1006 amino acids)
Biological process (GO): regulation of DNA-templated transcription
Cellular component (GO): nucleus
Molecular function (GO): zinc ion binding; DNA-binding transcription factor activity, RNA polymerase II-specific; transcription cis-regulatory region binding
Source: RefSeq, a predicted model, not a curated record